AUGACCUUAGCACAUGAGGUUUCGGCCUCAGGAGGGUUGAGGGUCCUGGAAGAAGAGUCAGAAGGUCUCGUUCGAUCUCCUACAGCUGAAGAAAAGAGUCAAACUCACACUAGUCGAAUCUCAGACGACUCACAUGAUUCAACAAUCACCAAGAACAAUACAGACAACUCAGAUAUCCAUGGAAGACUCGCUUCAGCACUCAGGGCAGCAGAAGAUCCAUGCAAGAACGAGUCUCCAGUUCAAUCAGACAGCUCAGCAGUCUUACUCGCCACAGCCAAUGCAGUAUUACUCUCAGACUACUCUCAGCUUCCAGUAAGACUCCUGAUAGACUCAGGGUCUGAGCUGACGUUCAUCUCAUCAAGUGUGGUAAAGACUUGUCAUCUCCAACGUCGUCCAUCAGUAAUAUCAGUGCUGGGAAUUGGUAACGAACCAGCUGCACAAACUCGAGGAGUGACAACAGUGACACUUAGAUCAACUCACACACAGGAGCAAGUUACAAUCAAUGCUCAUAUUCUCAAAUGUGUCACUGGUACUUUACCAACCAGACAACUCACAGAACUCAACUGGUCAGCUCUCAACUCUCUGCAACUUGCUGACCCAGACUACUCAACUCCAAGACCCAUUGACAUUUUAAUAGGAGCAGAUUGUUAUGGACUAAUUGUGAAGGCAGGCAUAAAACAAUUUCCUCAGUCAUCGCUAAUAGCCCAAGAUUCAAUUUUUGGAUGGAUGCUCAUUGGAAGUCCACACCCGACAAGAUGCUCAAGUCAGAGAACUCAUCACGCAGCAAGGGUCAACUCAUACCAGCAAGUAUCUGAUCUCUUGACAAAAUUCUGGGUUCAAGAAGAAGUUCCAGAGACCUUAGCCAGCCAACUCAGCCCAGAUGAUCAAUCUUGUGAAGACCAUUAUGUUACGACUCAUUCAAGAGAUCAAGAUGGGAGAUAUAUUGUGAGAAUACCACUCAAAGCAUCACCAUCUCUUCUAGGCAACUCAUCAGCGAGAGCUCAUCAGUGUUUACUACACAUGAUCAGACGACUCACCAAGAAUGACUCAUAUGCACAACUCUAUCACAACUUUAUGCAAGAAUACGAGUCACUGAACCACAUGACACGAGCCAAGGCAAGUCCAGUCAACUCUCCAGUGUAUUAUUUGCCUCAUCAUGGUGUCUUAAGAGAAGACAGUGUUACUACAAAGCUUAGGGUAGUAUUUAAUGGCUCUAGUCCAUCUUCUAGUGGUCUAUCAGUGAACGAUAUUCAACAUACUGGUGCCAAAGUCCAGAAAGACAUUGCAGACGUACUCAUUUGGAUCAGGCAGCAUAAAUUUGUGUUUACAUCAGACAUCACAAAGAUGUACAGGCAAAUCAAAGUCCACCAAGAUGAUUGGGAUCUCCAGAGAAUCCUGUGGGUGGACGAGCACUCCAAGAUAAUCCCAUAUCAACUCACAACAGUCACGUAUGGUACCAGGUCAGCCCCAUUUCUGGCUGUUCGCACAAUGAUCCAGCUAGUAAAGGAUGAAGGUCAUAAGUUCCCUCUAGCUGUUGAUCCACUACUAAAAGGAAGAUAUGUGGACGAUAUUUUUGGAGGUGCUGACACCGUGAGUCAACUGAUAGACAUCUCAACCCAAGUCAGACAACUCUGCAUGGCAGGUGGCUUCCCGUUAGCGAAAUGGCACAGCAACUCACUUUAA
Messenger RNA from Chelonus insularis, 1683 nucleotides. RefSeq lists its product as uncharacterized. The transcript has a single exon. The record is from RefSeq and is a predicted model, not a curated record. The coding region runs from base 1 to 1683 and encodes 560 amino acids. NCBI's taxonomy places the organism in Eukaryota, Metazoa, Arthropoda, Insecta, Hymenoptera, Braconidae.